This is a messenger RNA of Drosophila subpulchrella, 1811 nucleotides long. RefSeq names its product nuclear speckle splicing regulatory protein 1. Gene Ontology annotation, biological process: regulation of alternative mRNA splicing, via spliceosome. The transcript is spliced from 2 exons. The record is from RefSeq and is a predicted model, not a curated record. NCBI's taxonomy places the organism in Eukaryota, Metazoa, Arthropoda, Insecta, Diptera, Drosophilidae. Bases 66 to 1244 code for a protein of 392 amino acids.
GCAAAAGUUGAGUAUUUACCUGGCCGCACGAAACGGUCGCACUAACAAUUUAUAAACAAACAAAAAUGUCCAAACAACAGUAUGGCCUCAUUAUCCCCGGGCAGCAAAAGAAGGCACCCGCCAAACCUGCCGUAAAGCCCGCCAUUUUCGACGAGAGCAGCGCCUCCGAGAGCGACGACGACCGAAAUGCACCACAACUGAAGCCAAAAACCAGCGGAGUGACCAGUGGGCCCAGUUUAAUGGAGCGCCGCGUGGCCCGCCGGCAGCAAGAGAAGGCCCUAGCCGAGGAUCCCACCAUCUUCCAGUACGACGAGCUGUACGAUGACAUGGACAGCAAGCGCGAGGAGGCCAAGCAGUCGAAGAGCCAGGAGCCCCGGAAACCCAAGUACAUCGGCAGGCUGAUGGAGCACGCCGAGCGCCGGAAGCUGGAGAAGGAGCUGCGCAUCGAGCGGCAGGUGCAGAAGGAUCGUGAGGCCGAGGGCGAGAUGUACAAGGACAAGGACACCUACGUGACGGCAGCCUAUCGCAAGAAACUCGAGUCCAUACGCCAGAUGCAGGAGCAGGAGCAGCGCGACGAGUAUCUCGAGGCCAUUGGCGAUGUGACCAAGCAGAAGGAUCUGGGCGGCUUCUAUCGCCAUCUCUACGAACAGAAGAUGGGCGGCCCUGCCCAGCCAGAUGAGGUUCAACCAAAGACGGCGCCCUCAACCGACGAGGUCUCGUACAAACCCAUCAAGGCGGAGGCUGCCAAGCACCGAAGCUAUAGGCAACGUCGCUCCUCCGAGGAGGAGGAGCAGGCCAAAGCUUUGACUGCCCAAGAUCCAGAGCCCACUCCUUCCACAAAUCAGACAGAAAGCAAGCCAGCCCAGGCUCACUUGGCCAACAAUAUUGAUGCCGAUUCCGACUUCAGCAUAGACGAUUCCAGCGAUGAAGAGGAGGAGAAGGAAAAGGAGAAAGAUAAGGUUAAGGAUAAGGAUAAGCAGCAGCAGUCCCAGGGCAAAAAGAAGGACAAACCCCAGGAAAAAUUAGAGCCCACGAAAGCCAAAGAACCAGAGGCGUCUGAGAAGCAAUCCCCCUCUAAGAAAGAAAAUUCCGAUGCCGAGCUGGAUGAGAAGAAUCUACCCGUGCCGACAGUCACCAAACCUCCUGUGGACCGCACACUCAUCUGGCGCAAAAGGACCGUGGGCGAGGUCUUCGAGGCUGCCUUGGCUCGCUAUCAGGAACGCAAACUGGCUCGCCAGGGCUAAAAUGCAUCCAAUUAAAGUUCGAGUAGAUGGAAAAACAAACCACUGAUUUCUGUAUUGUCUCCUUAUUAUGGUAAUUUCAAUUUGUCCCGUGUUCAUAAAUUAUUUAUGUGUAUGCUAGCGCUCUUAGCAAACCCUUUUCGGUGCAAAUAUUUUGCAUAAGUUGCAACAAAGUCCCCAGCAGCCCGCUUCCACUUUUCAUCUAAAACAGAAAAAAAACAAAAUGUGUAAGAAGUACAAGGCAUGACGGAUGGAACCGCAGGAAAAGUGGGGGGAAAAGCACUGGAGGAUGAGGAAGUGCCUGAAGGAGCAGAACGCGAAGAUAUUCCAUUUAUUUUGUAUGACGACGACACGACGACAAGUAGGAGAGCCAAAAAAAGAACUAGUGCCAGUUUGGAGAAACGAAACUAGAAAUACCCUUGUGGGUCAAUAAGAAGGCGGUUAAUUAAAUGGGAUGCAGAGUAAGUCCUAAGAACGCUCAUUAUAAUUUAAAUCUGAUGCUUUCAGCUCUUGUUAAAGUACUUCAUCCAAUUGAACUUAGAUAAAUAAAUUAUGUUUUAUAAUAGAAAA